UCUUCACCCUCUACACUGCAGACUUUUCAUACCACACCCCCACCUGUCAAGUACCUGGGUGUUCAUCUUAACAAUAAACUGGACUGGACUAAUCACAUAACAGCACUAUACAAGAAAGGCCAAAGCAGACUCUACCUGCUGAGGCGGCUCAGGUCUUUUGGAGUGCAGGGGGCGCUCCUGAAGACCUUCUUUGACACUGUGGUGGCAUCAGCCAUCUUUUAAGGAGUAGUCUGCUGGGGCAGCAGCGUCUCGGCUGCAGAUAGGAAGAGACUGGACAAGCUGAUCAAGAAGGCCAGCUCUGUCGUGGGAUGCUGUCUGGACUCUGUGCAGGUGGUGGGAGAAAGGGGGAUGACAGCCAAGCUGUCAUCUCUGAGGACUAAUGACUCCCAUCCUCUGCAGGAGGAGAUAAAAGCUCUGGAGAGCUCCUUCAGCGAUAGACUGAUUCACCCAAAGUGUGUGAAGGAACGCUAUCGCAGGUCCUUCCUGCAUGUUCGCAUGUUUUCUGAGGAAUGUCGCCCUUUGAUGAAACCAGCUUGAUUCGGGUACACUAGUGAUGAGAUUCCAGAUUCCAGUCUUAAUGCCAAAGUUUUGCUUCUAAUUUUAACAUUGGUGUUUAUUAAUGAUAUGGAGCAGUAGUUGGAGCAUUGUGUGGGUUCUUUGUUUGGUUUUGGGAUGAGUGUGAUCAAGGCCAUCUUAAUAUGGUGGGGAAUUUUAAAAUUAUGGAGGAUUUUGAAGAUUAAUUUGAAGAAUAAUAGUGAAAGAGGAGGCCAGAAACAAACAAACAAAAAAACCCCAGCAGCAACCCAUACAGGGGGUGGUGUGUCUUAUUGUGGGGACAACUAGGUGUGAGAUUGAUGUUCUAUUUUAAUCCUAAACCUAAACGCCGACUAUUUCCUGAUGCCUCCAGUGAGCUUCGGCCUCCGCCACUGCUUGCUGGGGCUUCCACUUUCUGCCGCAUUUGAUGGUCUUACUUGCAUGUCUCACCUUCCCAUCUUCAGACAAAAGGAGUGUGCUGACUGCUCUUGCCUUGGUGGCUUUAAACUCUUCAACCACUGAUGAAACCGGCAGGGAAAGCUUGGAGGUCUUGCUGUAGAGAUUGACUAGGCUAAAAGAUGGGGGAACUCCCAGCCAUUUCCGCAAGAAGUUGCUGCACUGUCUCUCCAUUGCUUCCACCUGGGACAUGGGAAAGUCAUACAGCAGGAAGGGCCAUUGCAGCCGGGGUAUGAUGCCAUACUGAAAGCACCAGACCUUAAACCUCCCAAGCAGUUGACUGUUCUCAAUUGCCUUGAGCCAGAUGUUCAGCUGGGCUUUGGUAUUGGUGAUAUUGGUGCUGUCCUUAAGGGAGCUGUCAUAGUUCUUUCCAAGGCAUCAGAUCGCUUGGUCUUAUUAUUGGGAUCUCUGAGCCUUGAAUGCUGAAGAUGUUUCCUGAUAGCUUCCCCUUCAGGAUACUGACAUUGCCAUCUUCUCCAGUGCAGUUAGGAUCCAUCGUGUUCCCUGGAUUGAUGGAGUCAUCACCGUCACAUCAUCCAUGAAAACUCGACAGGCGGGAUGUCUCAUGCCGUCAUCUGCUUUCGGGCCUCUGCAUUGCAUUCCUCCUGCCUUCAAAAGCAGGUUCAUAGCCGCUAUGAACAGGGCCACAGAGAUCGUACAUCCUGCCAUAAUGCCCUUCUCAAGCCUUUGCCAUUUGGUGGUAAAACUUCCCACGGUAAACCUCAUCCGCAGCGCGUCCAUGUGAGACAUCACGAGCCCAACUACCUCUGGUGGUACUCGGUAGUGGUCCAGUGCCUUUUGAAUUAGCUGGUGUGGGACACUUGGGUAGGCUUUGGUGAAAUCCAGCCAUAUGACAGAGAGUGUGUUGUUGUUGCUCUUGGCUUCCUUGAUGAGCUGGCUGAUCACUGCUGUGUGCUCCAGGCAGCCAGAAUAUCCAGGGACUCCUCCUUUUUGGACGCUUGGUUCAGUGAACUCAUUGGCGAGCAGAUAUGUUGUCAACCUUUUGGCGAUGAUGGACCAAAAUAUUUUCCCCUCUACGUCCAGCAGGGAGAUCUGCUGGAACUGGUCGAGUCCCAUGGAAUUCUUUCGGCACGAAGCAGCACUCGGUGAGUGUCCAGAGCCUGGGUUCCACCUUCUUCUUCCACAGGGUCCGUAAGAGCUUUGAUAGCCUUUUCAGCAGCUGCGGGCAGUUUUUGUAGAGCUUGUAGGUGGUGCCUGAUGGUCCUGGGGCUGAUCUCGCCCGCGCUUUCACCACUACUGCCCGCACUUCAUCCAUGGUAAAAAUCAGUUUAUAACUUAUUUUAAUAAGUUGGUCUAAAUGAAAAUAAAGAAAACAGUCUUAACUCAGUACUAUAUCGAUUUUGAACAGACAUUUCUGCCUUAUCUUAACAUAGCAGUGUUUUCAGUAAGUACAACUUAAAAAUCCCCUAAGCAUCCUUUAAAAGCUGAGUACUACAAGGCUGACUUGCCCGGAGACGUUUUGCUGCCAGACCACCGAGGGAAACAAAAAGGAGAAGGAGCAAGAAACACGCGAUUUUGCAGCAACUUUUCUUAACUUUAAGAUGUGGUGAGUACAAUUUUUGCCUAGUUUUAUUCACAACAGUUAAUAACUCCAUCAGCAUACAUGCAAGAAAUUGUUUUUACACAACACUAAAGGCUUUUCCUCAGCUAGCAGUAGUAAUGUUUAAGCUAGGAGAUUUUUAGCUAAUUGGUGUAGUAAUUCGGCUUUAACAUUAGACUUUGUUAAGUUUUGUUUUAUGGUGGAAGCCAAAUGGCAGCCUUAGUAGCAUUAGUUUUAACUCUGCAAAGGUAAAAUAACACAUGUUUGGGUUCUUCCUAAUUUAAAGCUGUUGCAGUGUUGAUGUCGAUUUGACCAGCAAAAGCUGCAUGGCUGGGGCAUUUUAUAUCCGUGACUAAACACAUAACAAAUGUAGGUUACUGAACAUACAUUCGGUUUGACAUCGAUGCAUUUUGAUGUUUAAGUUCUAGAGUUAUUUCUAUGUGAGGUUAAAGUUUUUUAAUUGAGCCAUAGCUGAAGAACAGUCUGUCAAAGCUAGUUGUUGGCAUUACAGAGAGGGUGUACUACCACAUAAAAUAUAAUUUUGUUAUUUUGGGUGUUGGUAACUGCAGAUACAUUAGCACAGUUGUAUCAUUUUAGAGAAAAUAAUUAAUAAAUUUGGCAUCAUCAAGCAACAGGCAAUCAGUAAAAUAAGUCUUUAGUCACCAAAACUUCUGUUUACAUUUUUGUUGAUGUUUUUCUCCUGAAUUUCUCAUUUUUGGUCACACAAUUUGCAAGAUAUUUGAAAAGAUAACUUGGUCAGCUGCACAUUAAGACAACUAUAUUGAUAAAAUCUAUACAUAGUUUUAUGUAUCAUAUUUUUAAUUUCAUGAGGAUGUUCUAUCAGAUAAUGAUAAGACUGUUAAAAAGGUUUGGACAUUGAUUGCAGUGUAGUUUGCCCAUAUCUUUGUAGUAGUUUGCAAGCAUUUUUGUUCUUGUUUUUCAUCCUGAAUAUUCAGAAACAGUAAAAUAAAAUUUACUACAAUGCUGAUGUGGCACAAGUUGUAGACACUACAUCCUUCAGAAUCACCCAAGUUCAAGUAAUUUAAACAGGUCAUUUGUUAGUAUUCAAAGUGGAUCUGUAAAAUUUGCAAAUUUGAAACACCAAGAAAAACUGAUCUCUUAAAGCAUUACAGACUUAGACAUGGCCAUGGUGGAGAAUGUCUCCACUUUCCCUUUGUAGUUUUACUUUUUGUACAUUAGGCUUCAAUGGGAAACAUUAAAACGAUGAAAAAAGAAAAAAAUGUUUCAAACUUUUAGUCAAACUAAAAGAGGAUAUAUAAAUGGACACUCAGUUUUUCAGUUUUCCAAAUUUGACAAAAAGAAGAAAUAAAAUGCCACAGUGUAAUGUGAAAGCUAAUAAUUACAGACAUAAUCACCAGCAUAGUUCCUCUCUCCAUGCAAGUUAAUAUCGCAAAGGUGAUGAAAAGUCCUUAGCUUAUCACAGGUAAUUAUCAGUGCCAAUAUUCUCUGAUACUUAAUGUUUAGAGAAUGAAACUGGAUGUGUUCUAUAAAUCAAACUGAAGUGAUGUGGUUUCUCUUACAGAUGCUGCAAUGUCUCAUCAAGCCAAACUUAGGAUCAUUCUUCAGGACCAUGACAUUCGCAAACUUGACUUACCUCAUGGCCUCCCGGGGACUGUGGGUAAACUUGAGUCCCUUGUUAGAGAGACAUUUGGGCUUCAAGGGAACUUUACUUUGCAUUACAAGGAUGCUGAUUUUGGAGACGAAUAUUUCAGUCUUACCUCAACAAGUGACAUCAAGGACAAGGACACAAUAAAAGUGGUUAACAUUGUUGAACCUCCCACAUUUACUCUGAACUUAACUGAAGUGGACCUUCAGACCUUUGAAAGUGAAUCAGAAACCUCCAUCAAUACCUCAGAAACCUCAGUCAGUACUUCAGUGACUUCCGUCCAUCCUCUCAAAAGCAGUUGCUCUUCCGGAUCCCAGGAUACACUGAUGCUUUCAUCACCUGAACAUGGGAUUCAGCAAUCACAGCGCUGGCCGACUGAAUUUCCUGUACCUCGAUUUGCCUAUGACACAGAGCUUAUGCUUGCCUCAGGAAAUGAAGCUUUCAAGAAGGAUGGAAUUCCACUCAACUUUACCUCAAUCCUACCAGACAUCCUUGAGAGACUGGCUGAAAGCAUCUUUCAGUAUGUUGCCUACCUAACAAGUGCACAGUUUUCGAAUGUUGCUGAGGCCCUGAUUCAGAAGCAUCCUUGCCUCAAAGAACCAGGAUCAUAUAAUGGCAACAGAGACUAAAAUAUAAAAUGGGCAACUAUAGAUACAAGUUGAGAGGACUUGGAUGCCCUGAACUUGAUAUGAACUCUCCCAGAAAGAAGCGACCACAUGAGAAAGCACCAGCAAAGAAUGUCAAAAAGCCAAAAAAGUCAGAAGUGAACUAUUUACCCGCUCACCCACAAGGAGAAACAGAAGAAAGUUUGGAGUCUGAAAGAGUGGAGCUCCUUAAUGAAGUCAGGAAAAGGCACAACUGUCAGAUCAUCAGUGCAAAAAUGGCGAAGACGUUCUCAAUUCGCAGGCAGGAAGUAGUCAAUCAAGUACCAUCAGUCAAUGACCUGAAAGAAAGAUGGCCUGCUCUUUUUGACGUAGCCCAGGUAAACCAAGAAUUCAGAAGGAUCACCACUGUUAGUCUGGAGACUACAUUCAUGGCAAAGCUGGACCAGUUCUCCCCGAAAAUAAUGUCCUUGCUGUCCUCAAGGGGAGGGUCUGCAAAAAUGAAUAUUCAGCGCAUACAGAAUAUGCUGCUUGAGGACGAUUCUGUGGAGAGAAGGCGAGAGGUUGCUAUCCGUGGCUUAGUUGUGCAUCUGAGGGAAAAGGAGGAGGACCUCUUCAAAGAGCAGGAUGAUGCUGGCGAUGUUACUAAUUAAAUGAUGAAGUGAUGAAGAUGUGUCACAACGAGAGGUGCCAUAACGUCUGAUCCAGCCAGCGCAAGGAUCAUACUUGAGGGAACAGAAGUCCUAGCAGACCUAGAUGUACCCAGAGCCUGUGCCAUGCUAAUGGGGCUGAUAUACGCACUCAACCUCAGCUACCCAAAAGAACUGAAAAACACUUUUGAAGUAAAUCAAAAGAUAUUCCUCCAGCUGGAUGAUCUGAAAGCCAGUCCGAAGGUAAUGUCUCUAAAAAGUAAACUGCUGUACUAAAAAAAAGUGAAGAGUUUGGCUAUCCAAAUUGAUAGGAAAUGUUACACUGUUGUUAUUCUGUUGUUUACAAUGUUUUGUUGUGUAACAUACUGUACAGCAGGUGUACUGUUGACAGUUCAUUGAGUACACUUGUUAAAGUACACUUGAGUGCACUUUAGCACAGUCAGUCUGACCAGGGUGGCUGUCAAAAUGUUCAGUCUUUUUGAGACAGUUAUACAGGGGUGUUUAACAUUAUGUAUGUCAUGGAGGCUACAGGCACAAUAUAUGCCAUUCAAAUGUUGUCAGUCAAAUGAGACAUUGACUGAUGUUCUAAUAAACAGUGAUCGUAAAACUGGAACGUCUGUGUAAUUUAUUCUGACUUAAGAUAAAUAAGUUACUACUACUCAAAUAAAUUAAGGUAACAAUUUGCAUGGACAUUUCUGAGUAGAAUGAUAGUAACUUAGAAUAACUUAAAUGGAGUACUUUGUACUUAAAUUAAGUUGGUUUAACUUAAUUAAGCAAAAAAAUUCAUGUUGUUUGUACUAAAGUAAUUGAGUUUGCCUAACUAGAGAUGUCUUGUGGCAUUUACUGAAUAAUGGCUAAGUUGAAAUAACUUAAGAUCCAUGCAAAUUGUUACCUCAAAGUUGAGCCAGCAUAUCAUUUUUUAGAGUGAAAUGAAUAUGAAUAUCGAAGUAAGAAUAUACACACCUUUUUAAGUGAUGCCUACAUAGGCACAUGCACACACACCAACCACUCUCACUCUAACACUCUUGCACUAAACAUGUACAAUUUUACACAUAUGCAUAUACAUGCAACUGUACACACACCUGUAUCUCUACUUACAUUUACAUACAUACACACAGAC
Epinephelus moara (kelp grouper) is the source of this 6550-nucleotide messenger RNA. RefSeq lists its product as uncharacterized. Bases 4816 to 5433 code for a protein of 205 amino acids. The transcript is spliced from 4 exons. The record is from RefSeq and is a predicted model, not a curated record. NCBI's taxonomy places the organism in Eukaryota, Metazoa, Chordata, Actinopteri, Perciformes, Serranidae.